This is a messenger RNA of Brassica oleracea var. oleracea, 904 nucleotides long. RefSeq lists its product as uncharacterized. The transcript is spliced from 3 exons. Bases 165 to 848 code for a protein of 227 amino acids. NCBI's taxonomy places the organism in Eukaryota, Viridiplantae, Streptophyta, Magnoliopsida, Brassicales, Brassicaceae. Gene Ontology annotation, biological process: DNA-templated transcription termination. The record is from RefSeq and is a predicted model, not a curated record.
AGCAACAUACGGUCCACAAAUUUCUGUAAGAGCUGUCAAUGGACCCGACAUAUAAAGGUUUUGGCUUUUUGUGAGGAAAUGAAGCCAAAGAGAGAAUCAAGAGGAGAGACUACGAUUCACUUACAAUAAGAUUUCUCAGCUUUUCUAAGGGAAAGGCUAAACCUAUGGACUUGGCUCUUCAUUUUCCUUCGUUGAUCAAACAAGAAUUCACGAGAGCCAAUCAUCUUCACGUUCGAGAUUCUCUUUCGACGAGCUUUGGGCAGAGUUUUUCAAGAGCAGCGUUUGAUGGUGAUAGAAGAAGCUGGCAUGGAGAAAAGGCUUGGUCUUCCUCUUUAACUUGGAGAUCAAAGAAAGGAUAUGUUGUUUGUUGCAAGAAUCCGUCUGAUGAUGUACAGAGCUUAGACCCGAGUAAAGCCAAGCAAGAGGAGAUCAUUUCUCUCUUCAGACGGAUUCAAGCUUCCAUCUCCAAAGGUGAGGAGUCUCAGGGAACUGAUGAGAAGAAUGGACUUGCAUCUUCUGGGAAUGAGUCGCUGAGUAAAGCUAUUCUUGACGUUCUUGAGAAACCAAGAGAUAAAACUGAUGGAGAUGCUGGUGUAAGGAUAGAGCCACCUAAGAAACAAGUAGCUCGGCCACCGUCUAGUUUUGCCAAGAGAUCUCCUACUAGACCAUCUGCUCCAGGUCAAAGAGGUAAGCUUCCAAUAACAAAGAGCAGUAUGGAAGAAACAGAGAAGGAAGAGAUUGAAACUAUGAAACUUGCAGAGCUCAAAGAAGUUGCAAAGAACAAAGGACUCAAAGGCUACUCAAAGCUAAAGAAGAGUGAGAUUCUCGAGCUACUCAGAUCCUCCUGAUUUUAAAUUUUCAGUCCAAUUUCUCUCUGAUAUGUAAAUUAGAAACAACAGAUACG